AUGAACCCUGACGAGACAGGCACUUCUAGCCCUCGAGAUGACUUGGACAUGACAAACAAUGAAACGCCAGCUUCCCAGGUUCAAAAAUGGCAUGACAGGCCUCCAAGCACCCUCAAGUCACUCAGCGCAGUGUCCGAGGCCUCAAGCGACCCGCUUACGGAAAGCUUUGUUCCGCAGCCCCUGAUUGAAAAAAUUGCCAUCCCACGAGGAUCAAACAGCGGACUUUGGACAUCGAAUGGAAGAGUAAGUCGAGCAUGCGACACUUGCCGUGAACAAAAGGUCAAAUGUAGUGGUCACCGGCCCGCAUGUCAACGAUGCCGCGAAGGCGACUUCACUUGCGUCUACACGGACCGAAAGCGAGAGCGAGAGGUCAAGUUUAGUGGCCCAGUCUCACAGAAAUACUUGAUGCAUGAAUGGCUGAUACCCAUAUUUAGACAAUCUGCCGAUCUCAUGUCUCAGGUUCGGAUGUACGAGGAUCUUCUACGCAAUCUGCAUCCUUGUCUCGAACGUCAAUUGGCAAUAAAAAUUGAGAAAGCCAUCGGCGUACUCCCAGGCGCCUCGAGCACGACCCCCGAUGGCCAUCAAGCAAAGAGCAACCCUAUACGACCGACCGAUCAUAUGGUUGAGGACCUCAAUCGUAAUAGAAAUACCCAGGCGGCAGGGCUGGUGGGCCGACCGUCGGAGGUAGCGUGGCUACAUAGUCUCCAGUGUGAAAUGGACAAGCACAGCAAACCUGAAUGUCCGUUGGACAAGUCAGAACAGCCGCCACUGUUGUCUACCAAUUACUUUCUCGACAACUUCCCAAUGUCUAUGGCCUAUCUGAAUAACUUGGCGGACUGGCCCUCCGAAGAUGCUGCUAGUGAAUUGGUGGAAAGUUAUUUUCAGAUCGUACACGCGUCCUAUCCCUUUGUUGGAAAGUUGUACUUUUGGAAACAAUUUCGCGCUUUUUAUGCGAACCCCGGUAAGCAACCAGGCGGGGCAUGGAUAGCAGUGUUAAAUCUGGUGUUGGCUAUCGCUUCACGUCACAACUCUCUGAUGAGGAAAGAACCGGAAACUGACACUGACGUACACAUCUCAUACUUCACAAGAGCUUGGCAGCUCUACAUGAGGAACUCCGCUGUAUUAGACCCCCCAAAUCUACAACAGGUGCAGAUCGAGUCCCUCAUGUCACUAUACAUGCUUUCUAUAGGUGAUAUUAAUAGGUAUGUGUAUUCCAAUGCCGCAUCCAAAAACCGGGGAUUGAUGAUGAGCAGGGCUUGGCGGAUAUGCGGCGUCGCAAUGAGAUCAGCAGUGGCCAUGGGAAUCCACCUUCGUAGUAAGAGUGAAAGCAUUUCUUACAUAUCCAAUGAGAUGAGGUAUCGUCUUUGGUGGGCAUUGUACUCGCUUGACAUUCAGCUAUGCUCAAUGACUGGACGUCCACCUAACAUGAGCUUGGAAUACUGUACAGCCUUUCUUCCAGCACCUUACCAAGAGGAAGACUUUCUAGAAGACCAUGUUUCCCAAUUCAUUUCAGACGACGAUACUCGGAAGGCUCUACUGGCAUCUUUCAUCUUCAGAGCGUUCAAAUCGGACAGGAAAGGAGAACAUGCAGAACAUCUCCAUCACCCCGCUAUGAGCGACAAUGACUCUCCCAUAGCCUUGGCGCCAAAUAGUGUUAAGCCCAACACAUCGCUAUACUUCCUAUUUCGUUUAGGCUUGGCUUUCGUUGGAAGAGCUGCGAUGGACGAAAUACACUCACCUAGCACGGCUUCCCUUUCAUGGGAUGAGUUAGAGGCCUCAAUUAUCAGAAACAACGCAUCUGCUGAUAAUUGGUUGGCUAAUCUACCAUUCGUCUACCACUUUGAAAAGUCAUCGCCGAAUCGCCCAUUUGUUCGUCAACGCACUAGCUUGGCAUUCCAAUUUUACUCCAUCAAGCUCGUCAUCCUAGAGCCAUGUUUGCGUCGUGCGAUCAGGGUACCGUUUGAGGGCUCAUGUAGCAAGCACUGUCAGAUUAUGGCCACUCUGUGCAUGCAGGUAGCAGAAAGUGUCUUGAACCUUUUCCCGGAUAAAGCGGAUAUUCGCUGGCUAUACGGGUAUUGCCCAUGGUGGUCCAUAGUGCACUAUCUUAUGCAAAGUUCUGCCAUCCUCCUGAUCGGCCUUGCGGGUCAAAUCGACCUGGGGGCAAUCCAAAACGCGGCAACGGUGAACAACAUCAGAAAGGCUUGCGGAUGGUUAUAUGAAAUGUCCAAAAACGAUCGUUUCUCCAAGCGUGCCUGGGGGGUCUAUCGUGGAUUAGCUGCACGUCACAACCCAAAUUUGGUGCCUUUGUCAACUCUAAACACUUGA
Molecule: messenger RNA, 2325 nt
Organism: Penicillium hordei
Lineage: Eukaryota; Fungi; Ascomycota; Eurotiomycetes; Eurotiales; Aspergillaceae
Exons: 2
Coding region: 1-2325 (774 amino acids)
Biological process (GO): DNA-templated transcription; regulation of DNA-templated transcription
Molecular function (GO): DNA-binding transcription factor activity, RNA polymerase II-specific; zinc ion binding; DNA binding
Source: RefSeq, a predicted model, not a curated record